Aedes aegypti (yellow fever mosquito) is the source of this 3031-nucleotide messenger RNA. Its product is annotated as sentrin-specific protease 1. NCBI's taxonomy places the organism in Eukaryota, Metazoa, Arthropoda, Insecta, Diptera, Culicidae. The transcript is spliced from 6 exons. The record is from RefSeq and is a predicted model, not a curated record. Bases 517 to 2490 code for a protein of 657 amino acids. Gene Ontology annotation, molecular function: deSUMOylase activity. Gene Ontology annotation, cellular component: nucleus. Gene Ontology annotation, biological process: protein desumoylation.
GGGCGCACGAAGCUUCGCCGCAUCGGAAAAUUUCCCCUUUGGCUUUGGCAAAAAUUGAAAACCUUUUCGCGUCGUCUGGCUCGUCAUCAGCUUUUCGGAGAGCGUUUCCUUUUUUCGGUUUUUUGAGUGCUCUACAGUGUUAAAUUCCGGGUUAUUUUAUCGGCAUUUCGGUGUUUGUGCGUCGGGUAAUGCGAUCACGGUAAAAUCGGCGCCGGUGGAAUUCUACGAAACCGAAAAACGCUCUUGCAAAGUGGAAGUGACAGGCUGAUCUGGGCAGACAGUAUAAGAAGAAUAAAAAGUGUGUCCCGUUUUUCUCGGACCCCACAAAACACUUUGUCACCGAAAAUUAUUCACAUAACCGGAGUGUGGCGGGUUUGGCCGAUUCGUUGCCGGAACUUUCUUGGCCGUUUUUUCGAGUAGUUGUGGCAAGUCUAUCUAUCUAUAUGAGUGCAUCCGUCUGGCCAAUCUUCCGGACGUAUUUCAUCUUCCCCUGAAUCCUGCUGAAGGCGUUCCGGCAUGUCUGUGACAUCGCUGCUGUCCCGCAUCAAAGAGUUCGUGGUCGAAGGUCGAAAGCGAAAAAGCGAGGAACCGUCAGAAGCAUCAACAAUUACUUUUGCCAAAUAUCGUCGAAUCACGGACGAUUUCCCCAAAUUCAUCUCGACGCCGUUGAGUAAUGAUUUUCAUUCCAAGUCAGAACCGAUCUCGGACAGAUUGAGGAUCCCGGUUUACUCCAAGAAAAUCAUGUCGGAAGGAACGAAUAGCAAGCAGAGCGCCUAUUUCGGUGCCAUCGGCAAGACGCGGCUCGAGUUUGCCGAUAUUGAAUUCUCCGACGACGAGGACGAGAUUGACUGGAUCAAUCGGCAGCAUCAACAGCCCCAGCAGCAGCAGAACCACCAUCGGGGUCGGGUUAGCAAUGUCGGAGUUGGCGGUGGUGGGGUCACUGCCUCCCUUCGACACCCGCCACCGUUGACGAAAAUCAAGCCUUCCCUUGCGCCGGUUCCCUCGCUAUUUCCCAUCCGGACGAAGCUAACCAAUGGCACUGCUGAUGGGUACAACAGUCGUCCAUCGUCGGAUACGUUCAAGAAACCGUUCGUAUUCAAAUCUCAACCAGCGACACAACAGCCAGCGCCACCGCCGCCGUCACAAACCAAACGCAACUCCAUCAUUGCCCAGAGCUACAACAUGACGGAGGUGAAUAAGUACCGAGCCCUGCUGAAGCGACUGCUGCCGAAUCUCUACUCGCCGGAGGAACCGCAAUCGGCCAGCGCUUCGCGAAAGAACUCCCUACUGCUGUCGACGGACGAUAUCAACCUGUCGUCGUCGACGGCCAUCAAUCACAGCCACGGGGAAGGCGGCCACUCCACGAAGGUGGCCGGUCCAUCGACCAGCAGCGCGGCGAUACGCUCGAUUCCGGUGAUUGACCUGUCGCUGGAGGAGAGCGACUCCGAGGGACGGAAGAAGCGCACAAGCUUGUUCACCACCGUCGACUUGACGCAGUACAGUUUGACCGCCGAGGACGAAGCUGAAACAGCUCAAGUGGUAGAUCCGGUCAAUACCCUACAAGAGAAGCUCCAAACUAACAGCAAGUUCCGUGAGGACAUCCUGGACACAGUGCAGCGCAAGUAUGGCAGCACUUCCAAUCAACGAAAGGAGCUCAUCGCACAGGAGCGGGAAAACUUGAAGGAGCUUAAGAAGAGCACCCACGAGUAUGAGGUACCGUUCGAGCGGAAGCUGGGCGAUUUCAUGCUCAAGUUUGACACCAUCGUCCUGGACGAGGAAGAAUCGGAAGAGGAGGAAGAGGCCUAUCCGGAGCUGACCGACGAGCACCAGGGUGUGAUCAAGCGGGCCCUCUACGGCGGGUCGCGUUCGGAGGUCAUCAUCAACAAGUUCAACAUCAGCAUUACUCGCAACGAUCUGGCCACGCUGAUCGGAGACAACUGGCUGAACGACGAGGUCAUCAACUUCUACAUGAACCUGCUGAUGGAGCGUAGCGAGCAGCGCGCCGACGACGGUCUUCCCCGGGUGUACGCCAUGAAUACGUUCUUCAUCCCGAAGUUGCUCUCGUCGGGCCAUGCCGGCCUGAAACGGUGGACGCGCAAGGUGGACAUCUUCACGUACGACAUCAUCCCGGUGCCGGUUCACGUCGGUCGAGUGCACUGGUGCAUGGCCAUAAUCGAUCUGCGGAAUCAAUCGAUUCGGUACUACGACUCGAUGGGCACGCCCAACAAUGCGGUCCUCAACGCACUGGAGCAGUACCUCCGGGAUGAAUCGCUGGACAAGCGGAAACAACCCUUCGACACGAGCGCCUUCGUGAAGGAGAAUAUGCGCGAAUGUCCCCGGCAGAUGAAUGGCAGCGACUGUGGCGUGUUUAGCUGCAUGUUUGCCGAGCACGAGGCCCGGAAUCGGGACAUUGGCUUUACUCAGGCGCAUAUGCCCUACUUCCGCCAGAAGAUGGUUUUCGAAAUUUCACAGGGCCGAUUAAUUACCUAAAGUGGAAAGCAAGAGAGAGGGAGUAUGAUGUGUGUGCUUUUGGGAGUGCAAGACUUCUCUGAUUUGUUUGUAGAAUAUUGCAAAACAAAGAAUUAUUGCUGGUAAUGAAUCAAAUUGAGAAAGUGUAGCUCGUAAGACUUAAUUUAUAAUUUAGAUUCCAAAAGGAAGGACAUAAAAUCAGUUUUGUUUUAGAAAAACAUUUACAAAAUAUUCUUUGAAAAAAAGGUAAAACGGAUCCUCGUUUGUGUCGCAGCACUUCUCAUCACGUUUCCUAUGGAAGAUGAUGUGUCUUUGUGAAACAAUUUUGAAAUAAUCGAUAGAAAUUGUGAUUUUUUGGUCCGACACAUGAAUUACAUUCUAGGGGGUCCCGAGCAGAGCAGAGAUAACAACCAAUCGUGUGUGUAUGAGUUGGGAAUUAGAAGCGACAGAUGAACAUCAAGUGCUAGCUAGCCUAUUUCGAAACGGAAAAGAACGAAAGAGCGCGAAAGUGUAGCGUGACGAAAUACAUGUAUAUUUGAAAGGUAAUUUCAACAAAUUUAAA